AUGGAAGCCCUGAGUUUGAAGCUGCGUCAGUGGUGCAGUCGACAGCCUGGAACGUCGGAAGCCUCGGCUUUCAGUCAGGACUGCAAUGGCCUGCUUGGCCUUGCACCCACCAACCCGGGGUCCUUGGGCAGAGUGGCUUCUGGACCUGUGCCAGCCUUGGCGCCGCUUGCGACAGCUGUGUCCGCUUUGAAAGGUUUUCUGCAUGAGGCUGCUCGCGUGGCUUCUCAGUUUGCUACCCGACAGACGAAUGUAGUGUCACCAUACAUUGGAGGAGUUGUUGGCGCGCCUGAUACGACCGCAUCAGAUGGCUGCAAAACGCGAAGUUUUUCCAUUGGCACGCUCAAUCCUGGACGCUCCGGGCUGCUCUCCCUGCAUACGCAUGAGGUGAUUUGGUGGAGGCUGAUUCGCAUUGCUAAUAAGUUAGUCACGCACCAGAUUGACUUUUGUUUUUUACCAGCCUGGAGAUGGCCGCCAGGAGCCGAGAUCCCGGAAGAUCUAGGGUUUCGGAUGCUUGGCACUGCGAAUGCCAAAUGGGCCUCGAUUGGUGCCCUUGUGAGUAUGCGAAUUGCUCCCCUUGUGCACCAACUCGACGCUUUCACGACUGAUCGAACCUUGUGGUUGGCAGUAAAUUUAGGUGGUGACUCUGCUUACAUACUGGGAGGCUUUUAUGCUGCACCUGGCGGAGACAUAGAAACGUGGUCGCUCCUUCUGCAACAGCUUGAAACCAUCUCGGCAACUUUCCUUGGAGUCCGUAUUGUCCUGGCAGGAGACGCAAAUGCGCACUUUUCAAAGAUCGUGAAGCAUGAGUCGCGCUGUAACUGCCUUCAUUGCAAGCAGACCCCCAGAGACAGACAGAUUGAAGCGAUGGUAGCAGCCUCGGGCCUUGCCGUGCUCAACGACGACACCCCCACGCCUGAUUCCGGGACGAUUAUAGACCUCAUCUUAGGGACCCCCGAUGUUUGCACUAAAGCUGUCGUGCACCCUGAGACUCUCGGUGGCUCCGAUCACCGUCUUGUGACGGCUCGAUUGGGAGCAGUACCAUGCUCCGAGCAGUGGCAGCCUGACGCGCGUGUUCAAUGGUCUCAUGGACACCUUUGGACUGAGGCUUUGUCAUCAGUGCAAGAAUCUACUCAGGUCAUCCUCUCUGCUGUUGAAGAGGCCAUCUCUGAGGUUUGUGAAACCCCGACCUUGCCAGUUAAGCGACGGAGAGCCAUACUGGAUGCAGCCGCUUGGUGUAGGGAAGUCCUCGUUGCUGUGGCAGGGCACCUCCAUGGGCUGGUAGCUGUGACGGUUACCAGAAAGAAGAAACGUCAGUUGACUGAGCCAAUUGCCCCCCUUCGCUUGGACAACUUGCAAGUCUCUAGAGCUGUUGCCGCUGCACAGUUGACUGCGCGGCAGAAAUUUGCUGCCUUUUGUGCCGAGGACCCUGCUAAGGCUGAUUCUUUUUUGUCUGGGUUCUUUAACCGGUCACGCCGUUUUGAAGUCGCCUUGGUCGAUGAAGAGACACAGAAGACUUUAGGACCAUUCCAAACUUCAGAGGUCAUUGCUGCAGACAUGAGUGCCAGGGCGAAUAACAAAUUUCCUGUUGACGAUGAAGGCAGGAAAAUCCUCGUUGACCUGGUUGCCGAUAUUCGCGCGGCGGGCGCACCGCCUACCGGUGUACCAGGUGUCCAGCAGUUACCAUCAACCACGACAGCGCAACUACCCCGAUUGUAUUCGCAAGACGAGUUCCGAACUUGCCUGACGAAGAUUUGUGCCUCCAAGAAGUCGGUUCACACGCCGUUGGCUGCAGUCAAAGCUGGUUCAUUGGUAACUGAUAGCUUAGCACUGCAGCUCUGCAAUUUGGGCAGAGCCUGUGGUCUGACAGCUGCUGCUUGGAGCACUCGGCACAUUUCGCCCAUCCGCAAGGCAGGACCCCAGUUAGUCACUUCCAUCGCAAAUUUGCGUCCUGUGAGUCGGGCGAGCGACAUGUCGGCCAUCCAGGAUGCAUUGUGGUUAUCUCGUUGUAAGCCUUUCAUUGAGAAAUAUACCGGUGAAUGCCAAUUAGGCGGGAGGUAUGACUGCAUCGCAAUCAUUGUGGCGUUGGUGCUCCAUGCCCAAGUUCGUCAUUACCAGGGAUUGCUCACAUAUUUUCUUUUUGCAGAUCUUAAGUGGGCGUUUGAUGUGGCUGACGUGAACUUGAUGCUCUUAACGUGCUAUGAGGCUGGCAUUGUGGGCCUUGAUUGGCAGAUGCUUGAUGACUUCUUUAGGCAAGAUGUUGCCGCAGUGGUAGUCGGAGGAUGCCUUUCGGCACUGCUGAAGCUACCGGCUGGGAUUCCUCAGGGUCGUCGGUUUAGCAUGCAUGCGUUUAUGGCAUCUAUGAAAAUCUUGCAGACUACGAUGGAGGCUGUAGCUCAUACGUCGGCCACCAUCUUGCCGGAUUUUGCACGGGAUGCACUGGAAGGGACGUGGCUGGCUCUUACGCCUGCGCCUCCUCCCGAGCUUGUACCUCAACCGAUUUGCAUCCGUACGAUCGCGCGUGCCCUGCAACAAUGCUUAUUCUCCGGCGACGAACUGAACGCGAGAAGGUUGGCAAUACAUGUGUUGCCCCUUCUCCCGUCCUUUCGUGAGAGAUCACAAGCCUUGGAAUCCAUGGGUCUAGGUUGUUUGGGACCUCUCCUUUUUGUGGAUGAUGUUGCAGCGCCGUACCCAGAUGCAGCAUCUGUGGAUGCUGUCCUCCUGCAGGGACUAGAGACUUUUGCUAGAUUAGCCCGUGCUUCUUUCAAUUUCGGCCCCCAGAAGACGGCAAGUAUGGCUUGUUUCGAAGCACCUGCUGCGCGCGAACAUGUUCCUGUUUAUAAGCUGCUAGGCGUGGAGCUGGACAAGGACUUGACGUUUAGCCACAGGCGGUUGAAGCCCUCGAGGUCCCAAGACGGCUGGAACCGCUGGGUUUCGGUCCAUGGCACACACUCCCCAUUUGGCAAAUUGGACUUCUUCCCCUCCAUAGUGGCAAGCUGGAGCACAGGGGACUGUGAUGGAGGAGAUCGCACAAGCCGCUACUUUAUGGGCCUCGCCGCUCAGGGUGAAAGAGGGGGACAAACCGUGGAGUUUGAUGGCAACAAGCCAGACGAGGAACAUCAGACAGCCAACUUGGACGGCAGAGCUUUCCAAGUUUUGCUUGCUAUGGAUGAAAGAAAGCGAUGCCGCAAGAAUCAAGUGCUCGUGUUGGCGACACAGGUGCGUGGCACCCUUGCAGUUGCAGAGUGUGGGUGGAGCCUUCGGCUGGGUACAGCCAUGCUCGAAAAAGCUGUUCUUUUCUACAACAAGUUGCUUCUCCUGCCGGCAAGUCACCCUGCUAAUAAGAUGUUGAAACUUGCUUUGCUUGCGCCGUGCGACACUUGGGCACGGCGAGUCCAGGCCAUUAUGUCUGACCCUCGCCUCCCCGGUCCAAUCCCAGACAUCUUUGCUGCACGUGUAAUUGAUGUCAAUGAAGAGCGCCUGGUCUUCACUGAUAGUACUGUACGUCGGAGAAUACUGCGCAAGUACAAGUGGGAUGUGGUGCGGCCUGCCGUGCUGCAUCUGGAUUCAGCUGUUUUUCGCAGAGAUGCGAGAAAGGAGUUGCCAGGCAUUCGUGCUUCGUAUGAGGAUCUAGGUUGUUUCUCCAAAACUGCCAUCAGCCUGUUGCUUGUCAACGACGUAUCGUGGAGAUUUGUCCGCAUCUGGUAUCUGAUUAAACUUACAGGGGCAUGGCCUAUGGGACUCUUUGACGUCGAGACGCAGAUGGGCGAGUUACCUUUCUGUAGGUUGUGUGGAUGCAGGAAUAUUGCGACCUUCCAUGUGUUGGGGGAAUGCAGGGAUGGCCGCAGCAGGCCGAUUUCUGCGCCAGCUGUGCCGGAUCUUUUCCGAGAGCCUGCCAACCACGGCGACUUCUUACAGCAUGUAACCUUCGUAGGUUCGCAAGUUGAAGCUCAGAUCCGUUGGCACCUGUGUCAACAGAACGAUGAACGGGAUGAGGCCCGCAUGGAUGCUUGGACCAUGGAUUUCGAGAGAGGCGGUCACGAGCACUGA
Molecule: messenger RNA, 4047 nt
Organism: Symbiodinium sp. CCMP2592
Lineage: Eukaryota; Dinophyceae; Suessiales; Symbiodiniaceae
Source: the annotation of a GenBank genome assembly